This is a messenger RNA of Coccidioides immitis RS, 510 nucleotides long. RefSeq lists its product as uncharacterized. Bases 1 to 510 code for a protein of 169 amino acids. Lineage: Eukaryota; Fungi; Ascomycota; Eurotiomycetes; Onygenales; Onygenaceae. The transcript has 3 exons. The record is from RefSeq and is a predicted model, not a curated record.
AUGUCGACCCUUGUCGACCCUACUAUCGAAGUCAAAUUUUCCAAAGGUUUCCUACCGCUGUUCUUGGAGCCCGUUCUCGCGGAGGUAAGAUAUGUCUUCUCCACCCUGUUCUUCAACAACCUUGGCAAUGGCUCCCGCGUUGAAUGCUACGGCAAAGCUGCCAACAAUGCUGGGUAUUCAUUUGACGAAGGACCAGUCACGACUGAAGUUAUCUUCCCCUGGCGAGCCAGUCAAUCAAGUUCUCGAGUCCUUGAUGAAAAGGAGUGCGUUUCUUCUCUGAUCCUGCGAGAUAUACAGAAUAGCGGGGCUUGGAGGGCGAUAAUCGGGUGCUACGACUAUGGCCCACCGGGGAUGCACGUUGGUAGCCAAUAUCGUUGGGCUUUGGUAGACGCCAAUUCUCGAGAGGCACAUAUUGAAUUUGAUUGCACCGCUCUAACAGACGAGGAUGCAUCGAUAGGCUUGCUAAUUGAAUGUGGAAAAACACCGUUGAAGGCGACGUCUUCAAUCUGA